Molecule: messenger RNA, 2439 nt
Organism: Xylona heveae TC161
Lineage: Eukaryota; Fungi; Ascomycota; Xylonomycetes; Xylonales; Xylonaceae
Exons: 2
Coding region: 1-2439 (812 amino acids)
Source: RefSeq, a predicted model, not a curated record
AUGGUAGAAGAAUGGCUUCGACAAGCGUCUGCUUCUAGAGCGAAAAAUCAUGGCUAUCAAGUUGAAGUCGAGCAUCCUCUCGAAAACGGAACGAAUCAAUUGCCGCGAGACUCUGCAAAACAGCAGCCCAACAGGGCAUUGCUAAAUAGGCAAUAUGAUGCGUUUGUUCGUGAAUGGGGCUACUUCUUGAAGGAGCAUGCCUCAAAAAAAAGCGACGGUCCGUUUGAGCUAGACCGAUGUCUAUGGGGUGCAUUGGGGUCUGGAAACCUUUUGUCCCAUGGACCUAGUCAAUACACAAGCUUCCUCCUUUUGAAUGAGGAGGAAAGUAAAGACCCAAGGGAAAUAUCAUGCUUUGAAUGCGUUAACGAUGAAGGGACCGAAAUGCUGGUCGUGAGACCUUUAAACGAUGACAAAGAUUCCAAUGGGAAAAAUUUUUUGUGCACGAGGUGGUUGAUGAUAAAUUCAGAAAAGGCAAUUGUAAAACGCGAACAGACUCUGCAGGUGGUCAAAUAUCAUGUAUCGCUGUACACUCAUCCCAUGUCUGGUGUGGCUGGAAGGCCGCCAGCAAUCUCCUGUACCUCCGACUUUCGCUUUCUGCGCAUUGGAUCAAAGUUAUUCUAUGCUCCGAAGUGCACAACGUUCGUUCCACUGAAUGGAUCCAGCAAAUUUUACUUUGAGGAGAUUGCAAGCUUUGGCGGAUUCAUUGCUUUGGCGACCAGGAGAUCAAUCUCAGGAGACGACUUCUGUGUCGACAACCUCAUCUGCAACGACCGUGAUGACGGAGCUGACCUCUGUCUACGGGAAUUAUUUGCUGAUCUCGACGGGGCGUCAUAUGAGCACCCAGAUUCACAUAAGAAACUGGAUGUCACAAAUAAUUCUUCGACAUCAUCAUUUGCCUCAUCACUGGCCUCCCUCAAGAUUCGGGAUGACGGUAAUAACUUAUCCGAAGAUGCCGAGUCCUUGAAGUUGGACUCUGAGAGUAAUUUCUCGUCCAAUAAGACCAAUUCCGCCCACGAGUCAUAUAGCGAGGAUUCAGCUUCCACUCGAUCUGAUGAAAUCAAAGAGUGGAGCAAUUUUUCUUCAGAAUCAGAACUCAAAAUUGACAAUGAGCUGGAGUUGUCUGAUGAAGACGAUCUGGAAAAGCUCUCUGAUACAAACGUUAAACAAGAGCAUCCAGUAGAUUCCGACUCGUCCGAUAUCAGCGAUGCAGAUCCAGACGAAUUCCUUUCUAAGCUGGAAGAUGCAUCUAAAAACAAAACAAUCGACUGCGACCCCAGUGAAGAUGAGGAAGAGGACGAAAACUAUGACUCGGAUUCUGAAUACGAGGAAAGCUACUAUUCCGGUUCCGAAGAUGACGGAUACGGUGAGAAUGAGGGCGGCACUGGCUUUGCAGCCUUUCUCGACCGGUCACGCCAAUCGAUCCGCAAGUGUCCUGCCCACGAGCGAGGGAGGUUGGAGAUAAUUGACGGUUUCUCUGGAACCGCCGUCUUUCACUUUGACCAUGUAUUUCCAGACAUGCUCUUCUCAUCGCCGCCAGUAUUUCACCUUGGUUCACCACUGGUUGUCUGGCCACUAUGCGAUGGAGAGGUUCUCUUUGCCGAUUUCGUGGAAAACAGUUAUUUCAUCCGGAAACUCGUGAGAACCGCGUCAAAAAUGUCAAAACUUGCCUCCAUCAAAUGCAAAUUCUCGGGUGGGGGAGAAUACCUACAUGUUGCUGCACUUGAGUCGCAAAAGGAUGAGAGCAAUAAAGAGGCACAAGGAAUAGAUGGAAACAAGGGUGUGCCGAACAAAGACCUGAUACGCCUCACAUUACACAUUUCGACGCAUCGACUCUCUAUUAUGAACGCCUCUCGCGUUCCACCACGACUAAUUUUCCGCAUUGCCAUUCCCCUGGGCACCACAAUCGAUUCCGACCAACCAUACGUUCCGGCAGCAAGCUUUCCAUAUGGUUAUACGCUCACCUGGUCUGAACAAUAUGCAUACUUAGUCAAGAGCUCUGUGGAAUUGCAAGUUAUAAGGAUUCCGCUGUUCCAAACCCGUACUCGUUCCCCAAACGGCGCCCUCCGUACAUCGUCCCACACUGAGAAUGGGGAACUUCACAAUCACAAACAGGAAUCCCAGGUUACGGUGACAACUAAACCUAUUUUCCUUCCGCAAUCUUCUACCGAGAGGGCAAUCUACUACUUUCCUCCUCCCAACUCAAUAGUGCAUUCAGAGGGAUUACUGGACCCGCCUGCAACAUCCGACCCAGAUCGCAAAACAAAAUCAACAGUCAUCAUUGGCUCUUCUCCCGUUGGAAACCGCUUCAUUGCUGCCCAUGAAAUUGCUGCUCCUCUGGGACUAUAUCUUGACGAAGAAACUGAUCUGGGCGGAUGGAAGACCCUGAACAACGACAUUGAUGCCAAAGAAGCAACAGAUAAAGUCAAGAACGUGGAAUAA